This is a messenger RNA of Physella acuta, 1176 nucleotides long. RefSeq lists its product as uncharacterized. Gene Ontology annotation, molecular function: calcium ion binding. NCBI's taxonomy places the organism in Eukaryota, Metazoa, Mollusca, Gastropoda, Physidae. The record is from RefSeq and is a predicted model, not a curated record.
AUGUUGUUCUUGUUCUUUCUUAUAGAUGUCGUCCACUGCGGUCCCGUGAUCAAGCCAGACGAGAAACCUAUAGAUCUAAACAUCCGGUGGGCGGGGCUCUUCUUAGCUGUACACAAAUACUAUGAGGUGGACAAGAGAAAAGGCAACGAGCAAUCUUGGGGGUUCGAAGACAGGGUAUUUUUCAAGCACUUUCCCCUGCCCCGCCUGAAGAAGCUCCACCCUGCAUUGGCCGAAGCCUGUGACAAGGGACUGGACGGCUGCGUGUAUGAAAUAGCCCGUAGAGCCAAGGGCAGCUACUCUCUGCGUGAUGUGCUGGGUAUCAACCUCCCCGAAGACGCAACCAUUUGGUACCCUUUUAAAACAGCGCUCGAGCUGUUUCAGUUUAGGACGACUGGCAGCUACUACAUGUGCUGGUACACGCUACAGAAGGUGCAGGGUUUAAAGAACUACAUGAGGGGUCAACCGUGUCUCACUGACCUGGAGAAGUCUCGAGAAAGUCAGGGAAUGGAUUACAAGGUCAACGACUUCAGGAAAGAUUCGGACGACGCUCCGUUUCUUUGCGCGGAGAUCCAGUUUUGUCCAGAUCCAUGUUACGGCAGAAAGACAGAAGGCUCAGUUGUAUCAGAUCACAGCAUGAAAACCGAUAAAGGAAAUCCAUGUCGUAAUCUUAAGAAUCCCACAUGUAGUUGGGCAUCAGAAAAAAAUCAGGACUUUGAUGGUCUGCAGAAAAAUCUCUUCAACAUCACCUGCCACUGUGAGAAGUCUGGCUUUGAGUGGAACUCGAGGUUCGAACUGUGUGUUGACAUUGACGAAUGUCGGGACGGGACAACCAGGUGCCACAAUGGACGCGUCUGUCAAAACACACCUGGUGGCUUUGAAUGCACGUGCAGGAAAGGCUAUAAAUUUGACCCACACGCCAACACGUGCAUUGAGCACAUUCCGUUACCUGCUCACAGCUACAGACACACGGGAAGGGUCAAGGCUAUUCGACAAAAUAUGGAACGCAAAUCAGGAUUUACAUCAGACUGUAUAUCAGAUAUGGAACGCAAAUCAGGAUUUACAUCAAACUGUAUAUCAGAUAUGGAACGCAAAUCAGGAUUUACAUCAGACUGUAUAUCAGAUAUGGAACGCAAAUCAGGAUUUACAUCAGACUGUAUAUCAGAUAUGGAACGUUAA